AUGGAUUCCUUGGGCAAUAAUCGCUAUCAGUUGCUGUUCAUCGAUGACGAGGCCAGCGAUGUGUGCGUUGGCCAAAAGAAGCUCCAGGAGUUCGACGACAACCCGAAGCUCAAGUGCAACAAGCUGCCAGGCAGCGAGAAGCUAAAGUCGCUUGUGCUGGGCAAGAAGACAGCGAACCAGACCAAAAGCAGCGGCAAGGGCGAGCAGGGGCCCAAGUCUGAUCGCUCCAAGGCAACCAACGGCACAUUUAUGAUUAACGGCGGGCAGAAAAGCAAAUUCGAUCGUCAUUCGGGCUCCGAUAAGACGGGCAUCAAGGCCGUGGUCAAACGCAAUGGAGGCGGCGCCCACAACUGGGGCUCGCUCCAGCAGCAAGGCGAUAAUUGCAUGGAGGAGGAUGACACCAAGUAUAUAACUGUCGAGGAGUGGCGUGCCAUGCGCGUUGAGCGUGCCAAGCCCAUCUACAAUAUACGCAAGGCCGGCGAGGGGGAGGCCAACAAGCCGGACUGGAAGAAAAUGAUUGUCUUGCCAAAGAAGAAGCCAUUGAAAUCGGACUCCGAUUCGGGUCUGGAGUAUGAUGCCUCUAUGUAUCCGCAGCGCGUCGGGCGGCAGCAGCGCGUCAUGAAUAUCGAGUUCAAAUUUAAGGACGAUCGCCGUCGCAGCGGCUAUCUCAGCGGCUGGGUUGCCGGUCGUUCGAUGGCCAAAUGCGAGGUGGAGAGUGUUUCCGAUCCGAUCAAUAUGAACGAUGAAGCUGAGUUCCCGACUCUCGGCUAA
Molecule: messenger RNA, 771 nt
Organism: Drosophila hydei
Lineage: Eukaryota; Metazoa; Arthropoda; Insecta; Diptera; Drosophilidae
Gene: PPYR1
Exons: 3
Coding region: 1-771 (256 amino acids)
Cellular component (GO): nucleus; cytoplasm
Molecular function (GO): RNA binding
Source: RefSeq, a predicted model, not a curated record